Molecule: messenger RNA, 1188 nt
Organism: Phytomonas sp. EM1
Lineage: Eukaryota; Euglenozoa; Kinetoplastea; Trypanosomatida; Trypanosomatidae
Source: the annotation of a GenBank genome assembly
AUGUUAGACACAGUUCCAAUGAGACAUAAUUUGUCACAUUCAGAUAAUGACUCACAGUUAGCUUCUGCUACAACACAUAAAUCAAGGUUUGAAUAUCAGCGAAUUUCAAAUUAUACACCAAAACAUUUCACAGAGGUCUCAACUGUGGUUCUUAUCACAAGCCUAUCCUCCUCUGUGUCCCUCAUACCAUUGAGAUUCCCAUCGAGUACUGUCUUGGAUACUCGUCUCAGCGCACCAUUCCUGCCCCAACGUCCAGCUUCUCGGGAUGCGAAGUCUGGGAGAGCGAAGCUAAACUUUCCUAUCAUUCAGUCUCGUUCUCAAACCGGUGCAACGAAGACGAUCAAGAACGCCCUUGAUGACAACGCGUUGGCUCCUCUACGUUGCUCCGCGACCUCGCGUCUGCGCCGCCGGUGCGCGAUCGAUCACUUUUACAGUGUUGAAGUCUCCAGUCUUAUCGCACAGCGUCCGGCGAAUGGGAUUCGGGUUCACUUUCAAGCCCUCCUCUGUGAAGCACGAAGCGCACUUCUGGCGAUCUCCCCCGCAAAGGCCUGCUUGUUCGACAUCUUCACUGAGCCUAUCGUGCGGGGCACCUCAUUCCGCCAAGGUCCCUUCCCCUCCAAGCGAGCGGGUUGUGCUGAAAGGCGAGAUGAUGCGCAUUCCAGCGAGGCGGCCUCCAAACCUCUUAUUCGCAACACAGGGAGGAGGGCUGGCGAUUUGCUGGGGGGUUUCAACCCCUUUCCCCCGAUUACAACCCUUUCUCUAGGCGAAGAUCUUAAUCCCGCGGAUCCAUCAGGGGGGCCGAUCCUGGACGAAUCCUUACCAGACGCACCCCUGACGGUGGAGGAGCGACUCUUGUACGUGAUCCUCCGCACGAGCCUUUUCGAUCACGCCGAUCUCAACCACGAUGGCGGAGCGGCGGCGGAUGGCCUCCAACCACCACGCUCUUUCGACCCCCUCACUCAAAUGAAUGGGAAACAGAAUCACCCUUUGGGGGAUCUCUCCACGCAUGGCGCGUUUCCUUCUCCCACAUUUUCGCGAUUCACCUCGUCUGGGGGGGAUCAUUGGAAUCUCGAGGCCAUCACGGGGGUCGCCCAGCUCCGUUGUUUUGUGGGAGGGGAUCGGGAUCACGCCUUGGAUUCUCCGGGGGGGGGGGUUCGCUCCCUCAACCCGCCGCCGCGUUUCCCCUGA